CGCGGAAGUGCCGGCCGCGGGGGUGGUAGUAAGGCCGGGAGCCGUUAGCGUUUGCCUGCCGGGGGGCGGGGGCGGCCCUACCCUGGCCCGAGGGGGGCCCUGCGCCCUGCCGGUCAGGGAUCGCUGUGAUGGGUAGUGGAGGUGGGAUUAUGCUGUGGAGUUCCGGAAUUACGCUGUGAGGCCUUGACGGCAGGGAUCGCGGGUGGGGCAGUCAGUAGCCCGUCGCUCUGCCUGUGUCUCCGCUCUGCAGAAACUGCUCGAAUCAAAACAAACCUGUUCAGCUAGAGCAGCGCGUCGGGGACGGGAGGCACCUCGUUAUUUCCAAUUGAUUCUCAUGUCAACAGAAAGUUCAACUAUCACAGUUCGUCUUGUUCGCUCUUUUGAGCACCGGAAUUUCAAGCCAGUGGUGUAUCAUGGAGUUAACUUGGAUCAGACAGUAAAGCAGUUCAUUACUUUUGUGCAGAAGGAUGUGCCUUCAAGAACAGGACUUCCUCCUCCUUUUAAAAAUUACAAGUAUGAUACAAUGAAGAUUAUUCACCAAGCACAUAAGUCUAAGACCAAUGAACUUGUAGUGAGUUUAGAAGAUGAUGACAAACUCAUUUUGAAAGAAGAAAGCACGCUGAAAGCAGCUGGAGUAGCAAAUGAAACCGAAUUAGCAUUCUUCUGUGAGGAAGAUUACAGAAACUACAAAGCUAAUCCUGUGUCGGCCUGGUGAAGAUCCCAAAAGAUUGUUUUGUUUUCCCGUAUCUGUUGUAAAUUCUCCUUAUUCUGCGUAAUGAGUGUUUUUUUUUUUUUUAAGAUCAAUAAAUCCUAGAGGAUUGCUUUACAAA
Messenger RNA from Rhea pennata, 830 nucleotides. RefSeq names its product chromosome 6 C2orf76 homolog (gene C6H2orf76). The transcript has 6 exons. NCBI's taxonomy places the organism in Eukaryota, Metazoa, Chordata, Aves, Rheiformes, Rheidae. The record is from RefSeq and is a predicted model, not a curated record. The coding region runs from base 335 to 715 and encodes 126 amino acids.